GGGGGCAGGACUUCAGAUUCUAGAGAGCAUUUGAUUGGACAGAAGUUUUCCAUUUUAGCUUAAGUUUUGAAUGCUUAUAUCUCCUAAAUGUGAAUUUUGUCAUUGUUUUGGAACACACUAGCUUUUUCAUAACUUUAUAUUCAUACUAAAAGCUAAAAAACUGAAAUUUUGAUUUCAGGGGGACUUUAAAAGGUACUAAAAUGUACACUUUAUGUACUAUUAUAGGCAUUAGCAACCUUUAAGGCAUUCAUUUGCACCCUUCAGGGGUUAAAAAAGGUGUAUCAUUUGAAAAGAUACCACCCCAGUGACAGCUUUUGUACCUUUUUUUUUCUGAGAGUGUACUGUAGAAAUCUAAUUUCAAGCAUUUAAGCAUAAAUCUUCAGAACAGAACGUUUUAUUUAUUAUUUUUAAACUUAAUUAACAAAAUGUCCCAGCUUUUGACCGGUAAUGUGAGCACUGUGUCUGCAGUGAACAUACACCAUUAUUUAUGCGGAUGACUGCUUUGAGCUUGAGUAUAUCCUGCUCAGAGCUUUGAUUAAUGUAAUUGGGUCACUGGGGUGCCGUUGUGUCUUUGAAUCUUCAUUUCCAGCUUUGAUUCUGCCGCUGUAUCUGUGGCAUGCGGUGCUCUGACAGCAUACCUUCACCUCAGACAGGUGUUUGUUCCCAUAGAGAGCGGUCAGGGGAGUUUAACAGGUGUAGUCUCAGCCCACAUUUUCUUUCACUCUCUCUCUUUCUGUUUCACCACACUUCUCUUUCAGUCUCACUCGUACAGGUGAUGUGAGUCACUGCAGGAUUCGCAUUAAAGCUCCAGAUCUAAGUGUCAUGCUGGGCUGAGACAUCAUGACCUGGACAAACCCUCUGACCCUUCUUCGGCAGGGCUGGGCGAGGCACAGGGACCGGGACAGACCCGUCAGGACGGUGGUCUCCAACCUGCCCUUUGAAGAUCUGAAGAAACGUGACCAGCCGAACCGCCAGUAUGAGGGCAACGCGAUCAAAACAAACAAAUACAGACUUUGGUCUUUCAUCCCCAUGAACUUAUUUGAGCAGUUCCACCGUAUGGCCAACAUUUAUUUUGUGGGCCUGGCCAUCUUGAAUUUCGUCCCAGUGGUCAAUGCGUUCCAGCCGGAGGUGGCUCUCAUUCCCAUUUGUGUCAUCCUGGCACUGACCGCUGUCAAGGAUGGCUGGGAGGAUUUCCGGAGGUAUCAGAGUGACCAGCAGCUCAACAAUAUGCCUUGCUUCAUAUUCAGCAGGAAACAGAUGUGCUUCGUGGAGAGGAGGUGGAAGGAUGUUCGGGUGGGGGAUUUUGUGAGAGUGCUCUCUAACCAGAUCAUCCCAGCUGACAUCCUGCUCCUGCACACGUCUGACCCUAAUGGAGUGUGCCAUAUGGAAACAGCCAAUCUGGAUGGAGAGACCAACCUCAAACAGAGGAGGGUGGUGCCAGGCUUUUCUACUCUGGGUGAACCAUUUCAACCUCAAACAUUUGACAGUACUGUAGUGUGUGAAAACCCCAACAACAACCUCAACCUGUUCAAAGGUUAUGUGGAGAGGCCUGAUAAGAGGAGAACGGGCUUCGGCAUCGAUAGUCUUCUGCUGCGCGGGUGCACAGUGAGAAAUACUGAUGACGCAGCUGGAAUAGUGGUGUACGCAGGACAGGAGACCAAAUCCAUGUUAAACAACAGCGGACCCAGGUACAAACGCAGCAAGAUCGAGAGGAAGAUGAAUACGGAUGUUCUCUUCUGUGUGGUUCUUCUAUUUUUCAUGUGUCUCAUCGGAGCCCUGGGCCAUUCUAUCUGGUUGGAAACUUUUACCACUAUGCCCUCAUACAUCGUCCCUGACAGUAAUGGAAAUUACACCCCUUCAGUGUUAGCAGGAUUUUACAUGUUCUUCACAAUGAUCAUCUUACUGCAGGUGAUGAUUCCUGUGUCAUUGUAUGUGUCGAUUGAGCUGGUGAAGAUGGGGCAGAUCUACUUCAUCACUCAGGACGUGGAGCUUUACGAUGAGGAGCUGGACAGUCGGGUCCAGUGUCGUGCUCUGAACAUCACAGAGGACUUGGGACAAAUCCAGUACGUCUUCUCAGAUAAGACAGGGACGCUUACAGAAAACAAGAUGGUAUUCAGGCGCUGCACCAUCAUGGGGACUGAAUACUGUCACGAUGAGAACGCUGCUCGCUUGGCGGUUGUCAAUGGAGCAAAUGAGGAGGAGGUCACUAUCUUCCAACAGACAAAGCUUCCUCCUCUCUUCCCUCUGGAAGAAAUACAGGACUGCCACACGGGAGACAGAAAUCACGCCAACACUCAAGUCACAGCUGCCAAUCGACGCAGAUCAAAAGUGGCGGCGGGAGCCCAAAGUGACAUGGCCUUCAGCAGUCCUCUGGAAACGGUGGUGGUUCCAGACAGGAAGCUGAUGCUGGAGGUGGACCGUCAGAUGGCGAGCAUCCAGAAGGGACCCUACCUGGACUUUUUUUUGGCUUUGGCCAUCUGCAACACAGUGGUGGUUUCCACAGUGACGGCCCAGAGACAGAGGGUCAAAGGGCGCCGUACCUCUGCAUACUCAGGUGGUUCAUUUCAUAACAUGGGACAAUGGUUCAGAAAGGGUUCUCUGCGGAAAGUCUUCAGCUCCAUGAAGUUCUUCAGGAGAGGCGGGGACACGCUCGCAGAUCCGUUCGCCAAAGAUGAAGACGAGCCCGACAUGUUUCACAGCUCGGACGUCUCCUACUCAACCACAGGGCAGAAGGUCAUUUCAAGUGAGAGCGAGUUUAAACUCAGGUCGGAGGAGGUGUGUUUUGAAGCCCACAGCCCAGAUGAGGCCGCUCUGAUACAUGCAGCAAAGGCUUAUGGGUUCACCAUGGUGGAACGCACUCCUCAUUACGUCACUGUCAAGCUGCCUGAUGAUUCGCUGCUGAAGUUUGAGGUGCUGGACGUCCUGACCUUCGACUCGACGCGGAGGAGGAUGUCCAUAAUAGUACGACAUCCACACACCAAUGAAAUCAUCAUGUAUACUAAAGGAGCUGAUUCAGCCAUCAUGGAGAGACUGGGGAAUGUGUUUUCAGAUAUGUCACAGGUGGAUAGUGUGGCGAAGCAAAUUGCUGUAAGAACUCAAAAAGACCUCGACAUGUACGCCAGGGAUGGAUUACGGACGCUGUGCUUUGCCAAAAAGGUUAUCAGUGAAAAUGAGUUCAAGGCCUGGUUUGCUAUCAGACAGGAGGCGCUGGCAGCCAUCGAUGAGAAAGAAGAGCGUCUCAUGGACACUGCAACCUACAUCGAGAACAACUUCACUCUGCUGGGGGCCACUGGCAUUGAGGACCGUCUCCAAGAAAAUGUCCCAGAAACCAUCCAGGCUCUGAGACGGGCUGGCAUGCAGGUGUGGGUGCUGACAGGGGACAAACCCGAGACGGCCAUCAACAUCGCAUACUCCUGCAAGCUGCUGGACCAUGAAGACCUGGUGUUCAUCUUCAGCACAAACAGGAAGUCUGUGUGUAAAAUGAGGAUAGAAGACACACUGGGCGAGGUGCGACGGAGUUCCCGCUCAUCCGGAGCGGAAGCCCAGUCCAGGGGUUAUAUUCAGCUGGUGAUCGAUGGACCGACUCUGAGCAUGGCCAUGUCAGACGACCUGGUGGAGCAGUUUGUGGAGCUUUGCAAACACUGUCGGGCGGUGCUUUGCUGUAGAGUGACGCCGCUGCAGAAGAGCAGUGUGGUCAAACUCAUACGGCAGAAACUGAGGGUCAUGACCCUCGCUGUAGGUGACGGCGCCAAUGAUGUGAACAUGAUUCAAGCUGCAGACGUUGGCAUUGGCGUUUCUGGACAGGAGGGAAUGCAGGCCGUCAUGGCCAGUGAUUUUGCCAUCACACGCUUUAAACACCUGCAAAGACUGUUGCUGGUUCACGGACACUGGUGCUACUCAAGGCUGGCCAACAUGGUCAUCUAUUUCUUCUACAAGAAUGUGGCAUAUGUGAAUCUGCUGUUCUGGUAUCAGUUCUUCUGCGGCUUCUCUGCCACGGCCAUGAUCGACUACUGGCUCAUGAUAUUUUUCAACCUGAUCUUCACCUCGGCUCCUCCCAUCAUGUUUGGGAUAAUGGACAAAGAGGUGUCAGACUCCACUUUACUGAGCCUGCCUGAGCUCUAUAAGAGAGGACAGCACUCGGAGACAUACAACGGUUCAGACAUCGGCAUAUUCUCGUUCGGCACUCCCAUGAACACGGUCUCUCUGUUCACCAUCAUCCUGCAUCUGGCCAUUGAGAUCAAGAGCUGGACGGCGGUGCAUUGGGUGAUCAUGGUCGGCAGUGUGCUGGUGUACUUCAUCGUGACUCUGGCCUACAGCGCCAUCUGUGUCAGCUGCAACCCUCCCUCCGACCCCUACUGGAUCAUGCACAAACAAAUGGCCGAUCCCAUGUUUUACCUCGUCUGCAUUUUAACAACUGUUGUUGCUUUAUUGCCAAGGUACACCUUGCAUGUCCUAAGGGGAUCGCUGGCACCCUCCCCUCACCUCCGCGCGCGGCAGCUAGAGCGGCUCCCCCCCUCCUAUCGGGAGCAGCGGAUCAGAGAGUGGCGUGGUCUCCGAGACACGUGUAUUCCUCCUUCCCUCAGAUCCCAGGAACACAGCUCCUCUGCCUGCCCCAGUGCAUAAAGUACACAGUCCGGCACAUGUACAGAGAACGACAAUGCCGCAAAGCUUGAAUUUUUCAAACCCGAUAUUUAUGUUUUGCACACACGGAUGCGCAUAUGCACUCCAAGGAAUGAAGCUGUGCUUUUCUAUUUUGAAUGUGCUCAAACCAUUUGCAUGAACUUCACAUGUUUCUGCGCGGCUCAGUUCACACUUGAUCAAUACAUGCGUGGCGUGAAUGAAUGUAAUCUGUUGGGUGGAGGAUGCAGCUGAGCCUUUUCUCUUCCUGUUGUCAUGUGGACCACAUUUGUAUGCAUUUGCGCUUUGAGCUGCUCAUGCAAUAAUUGAGGUUUGCAGAUGUUACAUAAUAUCUUGGUUCAUAUAUUCAGAGCUUGUUGUGCAUGCUGACAGAAAUACAAGCACCACAGUGCGAUUAAGGAGGCUGGAUCUUCUUCUUAAUUCCUAAUAAAUUUAUUGGCUCCUAAA
This is a messenger RNA of Megalobrama amblycephala (Wuchang bream), 5085 nucleotides long. RefSeq names its product ATPase phospholipid transporting 10B (gene atp10b). The record is from RefSeq and is a predicted model, not a curated record. The transcript is spliced from 20 exons. Gene Ontology annotation, cellular component: plasma membrane. Gene Ontology annotation, molecular function: magnesium ion binding; ATP binding; ATP hydrolysis activity. Lineage: Eukaryota; Metazoa; Chordata; Actinopteri; Cypriniformes; Xenocyprididae. Gene Ontology annotation, biological process: phospholipid translocation. Bases 841 to 4623 code for a protein of 1260 amino acids.